AUGUAUUUCACCCGCAAAAGUGAAAAAUACACUCAAUCCAAAAAAUUCAGCGAAGUAAAUCAUCCGGCUUACUCCAUUCUGCCAGAAUAUCUGAAAAACCUGAUAUCCAAGAAAAACCAAGCGAUGACCGAGUACAGCCAUACUCAAGCGAAAGAAAAGUACUUCGAGUUUCAAACUCUCAACAGAGCUGUCACCAUGGAGCUGCUAUCAGUUAAGGAGAACCUUGGAAGGAGCGUCAUAAAGAUGAGGCUUAUGCCUGUUCGGGAUAGACUGUCGAAAUUCAUCAAGAAAACCAUCGGAGAGUCUGUGAGGAAUCGGCUAGUUUUCCAGACAACCAGGCACAGGUCUGUCCAGAAGAAGUUCAAGGGCUUGGAUGCCGCCAUCAAGAAGUUAUUAGUCACACACGAAGAGAAAAAACUCGAGGAUGGAAAGAGUUUGAGCGAUCCCUACGUGAAAUUCAAAUGUGGAGGAAGACUAGUAUAUAAAUCCCGAACGGUUUAUCGAGACCUUAAUCCAGUUUGGGACGAAAGUUUCACAGUGCCCAUAGAAGACCCCUUCAUCCCCAUUAGCAUAAAAGUGUUUGACUAUGACUGGGGACUACAGGAUGAUUUUAUGGGAUCAGCUACUCUGGAUCUAACCUCCUUAGACUUAUCCAGGCCAACAGAUCUUUCACUAGCUUUACACGAUUCAGCUAGACUCGAUUCAACACUGGGCGAAAUUAUAUUAGCUGUGACACUUUAUCCAAAGAGUCAAGAGGAUAAAGAACAGCUUCCCAUGAUCUACAAAGCUCAGAUACGACCUGUUCUAGAAUACUGUUCCCACAUAUGGGGUUCAGCACCAAAACAUACGCUGAUGCUCUUAGAUUCCAUCCAGAGAAGAGUCAUCCGCCUGGUGGGUGACGCCAUACUCACUCAUUCUUUGACAUCAUUGGAACACCGUAGAAAGGUCGGCAACCUUUCACUUUUCUAUCGAAACUUCCACGGGAAAUGUUCUUCGGAAAUCUCUGCUAUCAUCCCUUCACUAGCAAUGCCAGUCAGACGAAGUAGACAAGCCCAGUCAGCACAUCCUUUCGUUGUCAACCUCGAAAGAUGUCGAACAGCACUUUAUCAAAACUCCUUCAUCCAUAGAACGGCUAGGCUCUGGAAUUCAUUGCCUGAGGAAGUAUUCCCAACAACAUAUAAUCUCCAGAAGUUAAAAAAAGUCCAAUACCUACCUCCUAUCCCUAUCCUCAAGGCCUAA
Molecule: messenger RNA, 1239 nt
Organism: Phaedon cochleariae (mustard beetle)
Lineage: Eukaryota; Metazoa; Arthropoda; Insecta; Coleoptera; Chrysomelidae
Source: the annotation of a GenBank genome assembly